AUGGCAACUAUGAUUGGUGACCUGGUCUCAGGACUAAGCCCACUUGGCACGAAAGGACUUUGCCUGUUGUCGCUAGAUGGGGGUGGUGUCAGGGGACUGUCGAGUCUGCUUAUACUGAGAGAUAUUAUGACUCAACUCAAUGCAGAGCGCGAUGAUAACCAGGACCUGAGGCCCUGUGAUGUGUUCGAUUUGAUUGGGGGCACAAGCACGGGAGGACUGAUUGCUAUUAUGCUGGGGAGAUUGGAAAUGGGAGUUGACGAGUGCGUUCUUGCAUACACCGAGUUGAUGGAAUCAGUCUUCAGCGAGAAGCUCAACAACUUGCCUGUCGACUGGGCUGGGAACAUCGUACCGCAAUAUGACAGCAAAAAGCUCAGAGAUGCAAUCGAAAAUGUCAUCAUUCGAGCAGGCUUGUCACCAAACGACCCUUUGGAUGAAGACAAUCCUGACCGAUGCCGGAUGUUUGUGUGUACAACCUCGAAAGAGACCUUGCAGGUUGCUCGUCUUCGAAGCUAUUCUGUUUCAAACGAAGACAAUGUACCGGUGACAAUCUGCGAAGCCGCAUUGGCAACUUCGGCAGCAACGGGGUUCUUUGACCCAGUAACAAUUGGAAACCGCGAAUUUGUCGAUGGUGCAUUCGGUGCCAACAAUCCAAUCGAAGAAGUCGAGGAAGAGGCCGCAGAUAUCUGGUGCAACGAGAGUCGUGAACUUAAGCCUCUGGUCAAAUGUUUCCUUUCCAUAGGGACAGGAAAUCCCGCACAAGUUCCCGUUGACAAUAAGAUGUUCAAGUUUCUCUCAAAAACACUCGUGAGAAUGGCCACAAAACCCGAAAGUACUGAGCGUCGCUUUAUGGCUCGAUGGAAUAAUGGGUCGAAUGAGCAGUGUUAUUUCCGCUUCAACGUGGAACAGGGACUACAGGGGGUUAAUAUGAAUGAAUGUCAAAAGCGCAGCGUCAUUGAAUCAGCUACCCAUGCCUACCUUCAUCACUCAUCUCAGAAGUCAAAUGUCCAGAGCUGCAUCUUGAAUCUGUCAAGCAAGCAAGGUAAACUUAGGUUUUAUUAUCCCGCACGAGAGAAUAAUGAUGCUUACUAUCCACAGGGGAAACUGAUAUCGACUUUGAGGUCGCCAUGCUGGCAGGUUCCAUUUGACAGAAAUCCUCGAUAUGUGAACCAGGAAAUUACUCGCAAGAUCAAAAAGAGAGUGUUUUCCGAGUCACACUCCGCCAAAAUUGCUCUAUUUGGGCUUGGUGGUGUCGGUAAGACCCAAAUCGUGCUUGAGACGGUGUAUCAGAUCCGUGAGAUAUACCCAGAUUGCUCGAUUUUCUGGCUCUCUGCCGUAGACAUGGAAUCACUCCACCAAGCAUACCUGAAGAUGGCAUAUGAGCUAGGUAUAGACACCUCCGACCCAAACGGGGAAGAUGUCAAGAUUCUUGUACAAAAACACCUCAGCCAACCAGCAUCUGGAAGAUGGCUGCUCAUUUUCGACAAUGCAGACGAUCACGACAUGUGGAUCGGGGGCAAAAAUCCAGGAUCGGAGACGCUCAAAGAUUUUCUCCCAGUCAGCGAUCAAGGCGCCAUUGUGUUCACAACACGAAGCCACAGGAUAGCCCAUCACCUCAGCCCUGGGGAAAUUAUUGAGAUAACCGAAAUGAACGAGGAAAAGGCCACACAGCUUCUACGGAAUAACCUGAUCAAGAAAGAGCUCCUGAAUGAUACUGAUGGCACCCGAAAACUUCUUGACCGUUUGACCCAUCUCCCAUUGGCAAUCGUCCAAGCAGCUUGUUUCAUGAACGAGAACUUCACAUCAGUUCAAGGCUAUCUGAAGUUGAUAGACGGCCAGGAACAGACUGUCAUUGAUCUGCUGAGCGCAGACUUCGAAGAUGAAGGUCGAUACAAAAGUAUUCGAAAUCCCGUGGCAACCACAUGGCUUACGUCCUUUUUUCAAAUCCAACAAAAAUACCCACUCGCUUCGGAAUACAUGUCUUUGAUGUGCUGCAUGACCGGGCAAGAUAUACCGAUAUUUCUUCUGCGUGGGGACGAUGCUCUUGAACGAGAGAAGGCAAUUGGAAUUCUUGUCUCUUAUUCCUUUAUCCGCGUACGGGAAGCGGAAGAGACUGUAAGCAUGCAUCGCCUUGUGCACCUGGCCACAAGAAACUGGCUCGGAUCUGCCAAUGUAUUGCAUUCGUGGGAAAGUGCGGUACUUCGUCAUAUUUAUAAAAGUUACCCCCGAGGCGACGAAUCUCUCAGGAACGUGUGGAGAUCAACAGUGCCCCAUGCUCUUCAUAUACUCGAACUGACGGCAAAUGGAGAGCCUACAGCAACCAGAGGCUUGCUUUUGAAAGUCGUCGGUCAGUGUCACAUAGACGAUGGCCGAUAUAAGGAAGCCGUGAAGCUGUUCAAGGAAGCCUCUGCCAUAGCAGAAAUUGUCUAUGGUCCUGAAAGCGAUACGUGUGCCCACCUCCUUUACGGGCUAGCAAGAGGAUACCGAAUGCAGGGGAAGACCGAGAAAGCCACCGUUCCAACCAAAAGGCUCGCCGAAAUAACCAUGAAAAUAUAUGGUCCUGGUCACUUGGAAACCUCGCGUGCGAAUGUGGAAGUAGCAUGUUUACAUUGGAACAAAGGAGAGAUCUUGGAAGCCCAAGAGCUUUGGACCAACGCGACCAAGAAUUACCUGAAGCAAUUGGGCCCCCGCAAUCUGGAAUCAAUCCAUGUUGCAGGUCUUGUGGUUGGCACAUAUAACCAGCAGGGAAGAAUCUCAGACGCCGGAGAGCUCGCCUUGCAAGUGCUGCAAAUGUCCAAAGCAACUUUCGGGAUCGAUCACCUCCAAACAGCCUUUGACAUGUGCAAUCUAGCACAUACCUACAUUCAGCUAUGGCGACUGAAAGAGGCCGAGGAGUUGUAUAGGACAGCGUUCGAAACUAACAAACGACUUGCUGGUCCUGAGCACCCAUACACAGUGGCCACUAUGUCGUAUUUGGCAAACGCAUGGGCUCUGCAGGGACUUCAAAAGCAGGCCAUCGCCAUGAUGACAGAAUAUGCUCAGUUGAUGAACCAGUCUCAUGGGCCGGAUUAUCCCGCCACGCGUAACCUGAAGUCAUUUCUCAGAAAUCGUUGGAGCGGAAUGAGACGGGCGGAUAUGAUGCGACAGCGAAGAAGUCUGUAUCCUAAAGUGAAGGUUUAUGGGCUGUAUCGCGUUGCGCGACAGACGAAAGAUGGCUCUUUACUUCGGGAUAUCAAACAGGCACUUGCAGACCUCCAUGUGGAUAGGUAG
Messenger RNA from Penicillium salamii, 3267 nucleotides. The record is from the annotation of a GenBank genome assembly. Lineage: Eukaryota; Fungi; Ascomycota; Eurotiomycetes; Eurotiales; Aspergillaceae.